Molecule: messenger RNA, 918 nt
Organism: Catharus ustulatus (Swainson's thrush)
Lineage: Eukaryota; Metazoa; Chordata; Aves; Passeriformes; Turdidae
Product: acrosin-like
Exons: 5
Coding region: 1-918 (305 amino acids)
Biological process (GO): proteolysis; acrosome reaction
Molecular function (GO): serine-type endopeptidase activity
Source: RefSeq, a predicted model, not a curated record
AUGGGGCAGCCUCAGUUCCUUGCCAGCAGCCAGGUGCUGGCACGGACGGACGCACACCCCAAGGGCUGCCCUGGCCUGCUAGGGACCUGCGGCCUCCGAGCUCAAGCACCUGCCUACAUCCCCAUGAAUUAUUACUAUGGCAACGUUUAUGACUACGGUUUGACACGUGUUGUGGGAGGCACAGGUGCCGUAGAAGCAACCUGGCCCUGGAUCGUCAGUUUGCAGCACCCCUGGUCACCACACCUGGGACAUUACUGUGGAGGGACUCUCAUCACCUCAGAGUGGGUCCUCACAGCAGCCCACUGCUUCGAUGUGUUCAAUAACAUCAGCAUGAUGUAUGUGGUGAUUGGAGCCACCCAGUUCACUCAGCUGGGCCCUGGUGCACAAGUGCGCAGUCUCAAGCAGGUGGUGUUACAUCCAUACUACAAUCCUGACGACUUCAGCUAUGAUAUCGCCCUGAUGCAAUUGGACCAUCCUGUCCACUGCAGCCCCUACAUCCAGCUGGCUUGUGUGGCUCACCCCAAUCUAGUGUUCUCAGAGCUCAGCAACUGCUGGGUGGCCGGCUGGGGUGCCGUCACUGCAAGAUCUGAAGAUUCAAGUGAUCGCCUCCAGGAGGCCAAGGUCAAGCUCAUCGAUCUGCAGCUCUGCAACAGCAGUGACUGGUAUGCAGGGGGCAUCCACCCCCACAAUGUGUGUGCUGGUUACCCACAGGGCAACAUUGACACCUGCCAGGGUGACAGCGGUGGUCCUCUCAUGUGCCAGGACAUCAAUGAUGCGCACUGGUGGCUUCUUGGAGUGACCAGCUUUGGAAAAGGCUGUGCCAGGGCAAUGAGGCCUGGAGUCUACAGCUCCACUCAGUACUUCUACGACUGGAUCAAUUACAACAUGCAUGGAGGCACAGUUCAAAGUGCUUCUUGA